Messenger RNA from Sphaeroforma arctica JP610, 1256 nucleotides. RefSeq lists its product as hypothetical. Lineage: Eukaryota; Ichthyosporea; Ichthyophonida. The transcript has 2 exons. The record is from RefSeq and is a predicted model, not a curated record. Bases 1 to 984 code for a protein of 327 amino acids.
AUGUUGAGCGACGAGUUACUGAAUACACUAGGUCCCUCACAACAGUCGGGAUGGAUAGAGGUGUAUGACCUCACUGGGCCUAAUGUGGUACUAACUCGAGCCAGGCGAGCACAGCUUGUGAAAGAGAACUCUUCAUUGCCGACAGCCAAUCCCUCAAGCACUGUACCAGUUAUCAAACAGGAACCUUUAGCCGCGGGGUUGCCUAGCAUGUAUACGGAUGCAUGUGCAGAUGGGCAGUCGAAUAAGGAUGACAUGGUUGUCCCCUCAGUGGAUGCUGAUUGCAUGGCAUCUCAAGCUGAUAUGCCGACAAAAAUAGAUGGAGAAACACAACGGAAACUUCAGGCAAAGAUCACCUCCAAGAAUGAGAUGUUCAGUUCUAUCAGAAAACGUUGCAGAAAGAAGAAAGGUGCAUGCUGGAACACGAAGAAGUCGUGGACAUACAAAUAUUCCUCAGGAGACCGUGUUCGCAUAUUUCCUGGGCAAUGUCAGACAGAUAGUAUUGCAGAGGUUCCAGAAACCUCGCCAGAAUUUUCCCCGUCGCCCACCCAGCGCUAUGCGGGCUCAUCAGAACCAAAUCAAUCUGUGUCGUAUGCAAAGAGAUUACCUACUACAUUCCGUCGAUGCCAGCAAGACAGUAUCACUGGUACACAGUGCUUGUCAGCCACUAACCUUGAUGUGAUGGCGAGCGUACAGCCAGGCUUGGACGCCGGCAUAGACACCCAAAUAAUCCCGGUUGCGGUGGACUCUACAGUUGCGAAUGCUGGCGCUGAGGUACCCGGCGCCGAUCCCACCACAGUAGAGAGGACUUUUCCGAUUGUCAAUGAAGUACCUGAGAGUACCACGGCCGAAACAACUGCAGCGGCAUCGAGUUCACCCUUGAAACGUGCUCUGAAAGUGCAUAUGAAAGUGUGUAAUACUACUGUGUGGUCUCGCCGACAGACUGACCAUUGGUACAAUUUUAAUCUGUUUGAAGGGCUUGGCUGAGGGCUUAGUUAUAGACUUGUGGGAAGCUUGCCAUAUUUCACUAACUUUUGCAAUUAUUGCAAUAUCGUUGAAGCCUGCCGGAAACACCCUGGAGUUGACUGCGCAAUUGGAAUUAGGAGUGAAGUCCCAGCUUUUGAAACAGGUUAAUAUUUUACGGUUUUUAUUGUUUAGGUGCGUUGUAGUAUGUAGCAAUGUGUAGGAUGAAUUUGCGUAUGUUGCGCUCAUUCUCACAGUACGCUUUCCAACACUUAGUAUGUAUUGCAUUUGUAGCU